This is a messenger RNA of Ixodes scapularis (black-legged tick), 872 nucleotides long. RefSeq lists its product as uncharacterized. Bases 225 to 833 code for a protein of 202 amino acids. Gene Ontology annotation, molecular function: nucleic acid binding. NCBI's taxonomy places the organism in Eukaryota, Metazoa, Arthropoda, Arachnida, Ixodida, Ixodidae. The transcript has 2 exons. The record is from RefSeq and is a predicted model, not a curated record.
AGCUGUUCCCUUUGCGCAAACUGGACUCGCAGAAAAUCUGGGAUUGUCUGCUGCAAACAUUCGCGCGCUUCGGAUUCCCGACGAGUUUGAUUUCCGACAACGCUUCUUAUUUCACUAGCAAGGUGUUCGUGGAUGCGUGUGCGGUGCUGGGAAUUGAGCAUAAACGUACAUCACCGUAUCACCCGCAUGCAAACAUCACUGAAAGGGUGAACCGGAACCUUAAGAUGAUGCUCGUUGCGCAUACCGAUCGCCACAAGGACUGGGACGCGAAGCUCCCAGAAAUGGCCUUCGCCACUCACACCACGGUUAACCGGUCGACCGGUCUCAGCCCUGCCCAGCUAAAUUUUGGCAAAGAACUUGCCUUCCCGCUUUCGAACGCUCUUCGCUCAACAGAACCCACGUCGCAAUACCGCAGCUACUCGAAGUUUGCAGACGACCUCCGCAAGCGCUUCUCGGACAACCUCAGAGAAGCUCGGGAGAGCCUCGACGUCGCCAGACUGCAGCAGUCCGAGCAGUACAACCAGGGACGCCGAAACCUGCAGUUUGAGGUGGGAGACCUCGUGCUCAGGCGCACUCAUCCCCUGAGUGAUGCAACAAGGGGAUUCACGGCCUCACUGGCAAACAGAUGGAGAGAGGGUGGCGAUCUCAUCACCGCGGCCGUCGCAGCCAUAUCAGCCACCACGGCCACCAGGGCCGGGGGACCCAUUCGAGGUGGCGACCACGGUCACCCAGGCCACAAGGACAGGGGCCGGGGCCAUCACGACGAGAUCAGGGCAACGCGGACUUCCACAUCCUCUGCCGCCGCUGCCGGCGACGGCCACAAGCCACCGUGACAACAUGGAUGGUGCAGACCGACGGUGGACCGGUCGGCU